Messenger RNA from Gekko japonicus, 426 nucleotides. RefSeq names its product retinol binding protein 7 (gene RBP7). Gene Ontology annotation, cellular component: nucleus; cytosol. Bases 1 to 426 code for a protein of 141 amino acids. The record is from RefSeq and is a predicted model, not a curated record. Lineage: Eukaryota; Metazoa; Chordata; Lepidosauria; Squamata; Gekkonidae. Gene Ontology annotation, molecular function: fatty acid binding. The transcript has a single exon. Gene Ontology annotation, biological process: fatty acid transport.
AUGUGCUGCCUGUUUGCCAUCGUGCCUGUGGAUUUUAGUGGCACCUGGAACUUUGUUUCUAGCGAUAAUUUUGAAGGCUAUAUGUGGGGCUUAGGUAUUUAUUUUGCAAUGCGAAAGAUAGCGAAAUUGCUGAAGCCCAAGAAGGUUAUUGAACAAGAUGGGGACUCCUCCUCUAUCCACACGACAAGCACUUUCCAGAACUACUUUGUCCAGUUCAAAAUUGGGGAGGAGUUUGAGGAAGACAACAAAGGCCUUGACAACUGGAGAUGGAAAAGUGUAGUUACCUGGGACGGUGACAAGCUGGUUUGUGUCCAGAAGGGAGAGAAGAAAAACAGAGGCUGGAGUCAUUGGAUUGAAGGAGAUGGACUCUAUUUGGAACUUCGGUGUGAAGACCAAGUAAGCCGGCAGGUUUUCAAGAAAGAAUGA